Miscanthus lutarioriparius is the source of this 843-nucleotide messenger RNA. Lineage: Eukaryota; Viridiplantae; Streptophyta; Magnoliopsida; Poales; Poaceae. The record is from the annotation of a GenBank genome assembly.
AUGAGGCAGCGUCGCCACCCCGGCCAUCGAUGGCACCCACUGGAGCUGGAGAAAGGGGGUUCUGCUCCUGGAACGAAGAUCAAGGGCAAGUCCAAGACCAAGAGCGUGUGCCACCUUCUAGCGCCGUCGGCAGCAUCGGCAGCAGCAUCGGCACCGGUAGCAACGGCUUCUCCAGCGGCAGGAUCAAGGAGUAAAAGGCCUUCAUCUCAAAGUAUUAGCUCUAAUGGAACUUGUGAAAGUCCAGCUACAGCAGUAUCAGUAGCAGCAUCAGUGAUGGGUUCUUCUGCUCCAAAUGUUGACACCAUAUGCAGUGGCAGUGGCGCUGGCGCACCAGCAACAACCACAACUCCAGCGACCACAACUCCAAUUAGUGUCGAUGAUGAUGACCAGGAUGACAAGGAUGAAGAGCAGGCUCACCUUUCUGGCAAGAGGUUCAAGAAAUGCACAUCGUCUGUCUGGAAGUAUUUCACCAAGAAAAAGGAGGUUGUAGAGGUGGAGGGAAAGCAGUUUGAGCAGCUGUGGGGAUACUGCAAUUUCGCUAACUGCAAUCAGAGGUACAGAGCUGAGGGCGUAUCAACAGUAGCAUCCGAGUCUACUUUUAGUGCUGUUGGUCGUGUUGUUGAUCCCUAUCGUAGUCGUCUUGAUCCUGAGAUGGUACAGUCAUUAAUUUGCACAAAGGAUUGGGUUGCUGCAGCAAGAAAAGAUUCUAAAAUGGUUGGAUCAAUUGUGAGUGAUCUUGAGGUUGAGGCUUUGGCUAAUGUUGUGGCUAAACUGAAAAUUGAGGAAAAGGACAAGGAGGGGAUGAGGAAGCAAAAGACAUGGAAAGUGAUCCUGAGCUCAUGA